CCCCCGGGCCGGCCGCCGCCGCCGCUACUCGAGGCCGGGGAUUGGCAGUGCGCGUAGGCCGCGCCGCCGCCGCCGGAGCCGGAAUAAAGGGGCAGCCGAGAGAGCAACCGGACGCCACCCGCCCCGCGCCUGACCCCGCGGGCGGCCUGGAGCAGAACCAGUCCUCCGGGAAGGCAGAGCCUUUCUGGCAUUGCUGGCACCCUGCCUGGAAGAGCCCCCGGUCCUGCAGGCAGAGCCUUGUAAUCUAUCUUGGUUAAUGACUUGGGCUGUCUGACCAGUCCCUCUUCUGUGCCUUGCCUGAGGUUUUUGUCCGUCCCUGGUCCUAGGCAGCCUCUGUCUGGGUCGGAUCACCUUAAGUGGGAAACUGAAGCCAUUAUUCUCCAAGCCCUGUUUCAUCCUCGCAAGCAUGUCGGAAAGCUGGCAGCAGCCGCCACAGACGCAGCCACAGCAGCCGCAGCCACCGCAGCCGCAGCACCACGCCGAGCCCCCGCCGGCCCUGGCUGAGCACACACUGCCUCCAGGGUCAGCCGAGAACCCCCUGGGCUGCGCGGUCUAUGGCAUCCUCCUGCAGUCUGACCCAGGCCUCCAGCCCCCGCAGCACGCGCCCCUGCAGGCAGCCGGCGAGCCGGGCCCCAAGUGCGGUGUGUGCGGCCAUGACCUGGCGCACCUGUCCAGCCCGCACGAGCACCAGUGCCUGGCGGGCCACGACCGCUCGUUUCAGUGCACGCAGUGCCUCAAGAUCUUCCAUCAGGCUACCGACCUGCUGGAGCACCAGUGCGUGCAGGCCGAACAGAAGCCUUUCGUCUGUGGCGUCUGCAAGAUGGGCUUCUCGCUGCUCACCUCGCUGGCGCAGCACCACAGCGCGCACAGUGGCACCGGUGGCCUUGUGAAAUGUUCCAUCUGCGAGAAGACCUACAAGCCCACCGAGGCUGCCGAGCCCGCAGCCACGGCCGCCUCCUCGCUGCCUCCGGCCGCCGCGCCGCCCACGGUCACCCCCGCUGAACAGGCCGACAAGCCCUACAGCUGCUCCAUCUGCCAGAAGCCCUUCAAGCACCUGUCGGAGCUGUCGCGGCACGAGCGGAUCCACACGGGCGAGAAGCCGUACAAGUGCACGCUGUGUGACAAGAGCUUCAGCCAGUCAUCCCACCUCGUGCACCACAAGCGCACGCACAGCUCCGAGCGGCCGUACAAGUGCGCGGUGUGCGAGAAGACCUUCAAGCACCGCUCCCACCUGGUGCGCCACAUGUACGCGCACUCGGGCGAGCACCACCUGUUCCGCUGCAACGUGUGCGAGCUGCACUUCAAGGAGUCCUCGGAGCUGCUGCAGCACCCGUGCACGCCGAGCGGGGAGCGGCCCUUCCGCUGUGGCGAGUGCCAGAAGGCCUUCAAGCGGCCUUCGGACCUGCGGCAGCACGAGCGCACGCACAGCGCGGAGCGGCCCUUCAAGUGCGACCUGUGCCCCAUGGGCUUCAAGCAGCAGUAUGCGCUCAUGCGGCACCGGCGCACGCAUAAGACGGAGGAGCCCUUCAAGUGUGGCCUGUGCGAGAAGGGCUUCGGGCAGCCCAGCCACCUGCUCUACCACCAGCACGUGCACACCCUCGAGACCCUCUUCAAGUGCCCCGUGUGCCAGAAGGGCUUCGACCAGUCGGCCGAGCUGCUGCGGCACAAGUGCCUGCCGGGAGCAGCCGAGCGGCCCUUCAAGUGUCCCGUGUGCAACAAGGCCUACAAGCGGGCGUCGGCGCUGCAGAAGCACCAGCUGGCUCACUGCUCGGCGGCCGAGAAGCCCCUUCGCUGCACCCUGUGCGAGCGCCGCUUCUUCUCCUCCUCGGAGUUCGUGCAGCACCGCUGCGACCCAGCCCGCGAGAAGCCACUCAAGUGCCCGGACUGUGAGAAGCGCUUCAAGUACGCGUCCGACCUGCAGCGGCACCGGCGCGUGCACACGGGGGAGAAGCCCUACAAGUGCCCCAAUUGUGACAAGGCCUUCAAGCAGCGGGAGCAUCUCAACAAGCACCAGGGUGUGCACGCCCGCGAGCAGCAGUUCAAGUGCGUGUGGUGCGGCGAGCGCUUCCUGGACGUGGCCCUGCUGCAGGAGCACAGCGCGCAGCAUAGUGCGGCAGCGGCGGCUGCGGAGGGCGCCUACCAGGUAGCCGCCUGCCUGCCCUGAGUGCGCGCCUCGGCCCCCAUCCCGUUCCUCUCAGGCUCCUCACAAUGAGCCCAUCACUCGCCCUGGCCCGUGGUUGGAGGCCCUGGGCCCUGUGCCCUGAAUGACCCUGAGGACAGAGGGCACU
Messenger RNA from Suricata suricatta (meerkat), 2288 nucleotides. It is a transcript of the gene ZNF319, whose product is annotated as zinc finger protein 319. NCBI's taxonomy places the organism in Eukaryota, Metazoa, Chordata, Mammalia, Carnivora, Herpestidae. Gene Ontology annotation, biological process: regulation of DNA-templated transcription. The record is from RefSeq and is a predicted model, not a curated record. Gene Ontology annotation, molecular function: DNA-binding transcription factor activity, RNA polymerase II-specific; RNA polymerase II cis-regulatory region sequence-specific DNA binding. Bases 407 to 2164 code for a protein of 585 amino acids. The transcript has 2 exons.